AUGAGUAACGACACCAAGCACGGUGGUCCGAACCCCGAGUCACCAGCGACCAAAACGGGCGAACGAGCCCAAGAUCCGGUCAUUUCCGGACGGAUCAUCAAUUGCGUGCCGCAGUUGCCUUACAGAAUCAGCAGAAACGACCAGUACUCGGCCUUGAAUGGCGAUGAUCCUAGUGACGAGUGGGACAUGGAGCCCAUCAGUGGCAACAGCGCAUUGUAUUCUUCGUUGUACUUGUUGAGAGACUCACCUGACUGGGAAGAACACGUAGUAGGGUGGACUGGUGAGAUCGACCCGGGCAACGGUUUUGCGUAUGUGGCGCCUACCGACCCGUCUCUCAAGAGCGGCGAUCACAGCGCUAAUGAAGACUCCAAGUAUAACUCGCAGGAAUCGAACGAAGAUCCCCUGUACCUCUCGAAGGAGCAGAAAAAGGUGAUGGCUUUGAAGUUGCAAUCGCAGGAAGAUUCGCAGAACAAGAUGACAGUGCAUCCCGUGUGGCUUCUUCGCAGAGAUCAAAGCCGCUGGCGUGGGUACGCUGACAAUGUAAUGUGGCCAGCACUCCAUUACAUUUUGAACCCGCCCUCGGACGGCCAGAAGGAAAACACCUGGUGGUAUGAUUACGUCAAGUUCAACGAGGCGUAUGCCGCCAAAGUCGCCCAGAUCUACAAGCCCGGCGACAUCGUUUGGGUCCACGACUACAAUCUCAUGCUGCUGCCCCAGCUUUUGCGCAUGAGAUUCGGAGACGCGGUGAUUGCGUAUUUCCACCACGCGCCUUGGCCCAGUAAUGAGUACUUUAGGUGUUUGUCGAAGCGUAAGCAACUGCUGGAUGGUGUCUUGGGCAGUAACCGUAUCUGUUUCCAGAACGAUGGUUUUGCUCGCCAUUUUGUUUCGGGUUGUAAAAGACUGCUGGAUUCCACGUCCACCAAAAACAAGAAUGCAAAAGGAGAGUGGUUGAUCAGUGCUUAUGGGGGAGACGUCGUGGUGGAUUCGCUACCUAUCGGCGUGAAUACCGAGCAAAUUCUACGUAAAGCAUUUACAUCGGACAUCGAUGCUAAAGUGAAGACCAUCAAAGACGCGUACCAAGGAAAGAAAAUUAUCUUUGGAAGAGAUCGUUUGGACUCUGUUCGAGGUGUGGUCCAAAAGCUCCAGGCCUACGAGGCCUUUUUGGCCAUGUACCCGGAAUGGAGGGACAAAGUUGUCCUGAUCCAAGUCAGCAGGCCAACGUCAACCGGGAAUGGGCUAAAGCUUGAACAACAAGUCAAUGAGUUGGUCAACUCAAUUAACUCUCAGUACGGUUCUUUGAACUUCUCUCCGGUUCAACAUUACCACAUGCGCAUACCAGAGGACGUCUAUUACUCUUUGCUUCGGGCCGCAAAUGUUUGUUUGAUCACAAGUGUCAGGGAUGGCAUGAACACCACUGCCCUAGAGUAUGUCACAGUGAAGAGCAAAGCCUCUAAAGACAAGUGCUAUGCGCAUCCCCUAGUACUAAGCGAGUUUUCCGGCUCCAGCACAGUAUUGAAGGAUGCAAUUAUUGUCAAUCCUUGGGAUUCUGUUGCAGUGUCCAAGUCGUUGAAAAGGGCCUUAUCCAUGACAAAUACUGAAAAAGACGUCCUUGAGAAGAAACUUUGGGCGAGAGUACCCACUAUACAGGAUUGGAACACAAGCUUCUUGGAGAGGAUGGUUGCAAUAGCCGAAAAGAGGGACUCUGAGGAUAGUAAGAUUACGCCCGCCUUGAACCGUCCUUUGUUGUUCAAGACGUACCAGGCUGCAAAACGCCGUUUAUUCUUGUUCGAUUACGACGGUACUUUGACCCCUAUCGUACAAGACCCAGCCGCUGCAAUUCCUAGUGCUAAACUCUUCCGAAUCCUCUCGAAACUAGCUGCUGACCCAAAUAAUCAAAUUUGGAUCAUUUCGGGCAGAGACCAGCAAUUUUUGUCCAAAUGGCUUGGCUCAAGGAUGCCGCAACUGGGACUCAGUGCCGAACAUGGAUGUUUCAUGAAAGACGUUGCAUGUGAAGAGUGGGUCAAUCUGACAACCAAAUUUGACAUGUCGUGGCAGAAAAAAGUCCACGAUGUGAUGGAUCAGAUUACAAUCCAGACUCCUGGUUCAUUUGUCGAGAAGAAAAAGGUUGCGCUCACUUGGCAUUAUCGUCGUGCUGACCCCGAACAAGGUGAGUUUUAUGCCUCUAAGCUUAAGAAAACUCUGGACGGGUUUGCCUCAGAACUGGGUUUGGAGGUAAUGGAGGGAAAAGCCAACGUCGAAGUUCGUCCAAAGUUCGUGAAUAAGGGUGAGAUUGUUAAAAGACUAGUUUGGCAUCCGCUGGGGGAAAAACAAUUGUAUGAUGACGACUUUACGAUUGAUGAAAGCGUUCCUAAAGAUCGCUUACCGGAAUUCAUUUUGUGUCUGGGUGACGACUUUACUGAUGAAGAUAUGUUUUCACAGCUCAACCACAUUGAAGAGGUCUGGCACAAAAAGUUCCCAGAUGGGAAAAAUGAUUGUGGACACUAUGGGUUCUACCCUGUCACUGUCGGAUCGGCCUCCAAAAAAACUGUCGCGAAGGCUCAUUUAACGGAUCCACAGCAAGUUUUGGAUACACUUGGACUCCUUGUCGGGGAUGUUUCCUUAUUUCAAAGUGCGGGAACCGUAGAGCUUGACGACCGUGGUCAUGUUAGGGAUAGCGAAAGCAGCAUGAAAUCUGAACAGGCUGGGGUUGCCUACAAUAUGAGGCGCACAGCCUCCUUGAAGGACGCCUCUUAA
Messenger RNA from Lachancea dasiensis, 2754 nucleotides. The record is from the annotation of a GenBank genome assembly. Lineage: Eukaryota; Fungi; Ascomycota; Saccharomycetes; Saccharomycetales; Saccharomycetaceae.